Molecule: messenger RNA, 7192 nt
Organism: Scomber japonicus (chub mackerel)
Lineage: Eukaryota; Metazoa; Chordata; Actinopteri; Scombriformes; Scombridae
Product: sickle tail protein homolog
Exons: 20
Coding region: 51-6086 (2011 amino acids)
Cellular component (GO): cytoplasm
Source: RefSeq, a predicted model, not a curated record
CAGCAACCCAGUCCGGUGGUCGUGUGGCUCUGACCUGUAAGCUGUCGGACAUGUCGGGACACCGGGUGCAGUUCGCAGACCUUCCUCCGAGUGAUCACAAAGGAAGUCCCAAAUUUCACAAGCAGACCAAAAGCAACCUGAAGGUAACCUCCCCAGAGGACGCAGAGCACAUAAGUCGCAGACAGGCCUCCCCAAAUGGGACAGCUGCUUUGAGAGGAGACACCAAAGGCAGCCGAACUGUCCCCCGAAGGCACACCUUAGGGGGAGCCCGCAGUUCCCGAGAGAUCCUGGCUAUGCAGCCCCCGGACAUGGACAAGAAGAGGGAGGCCUUCCUGGAGCAUCUGAAGCAGAAAUACCCCCACCAUGCCUCUGCAAUCAUGGGCCACCAGGAAAGGCUGCGGGAGCAGAGCAGAAGCCCCAAGCACGGCCCCAGCCCUCAGCCCAACAUCGGCGACCAGGUUGACCACCUUUCCCUGGCCUCACUGGACUCAUUGGACACCAUGUCAGAGGCCGACGCACCCACAGGCUUCACCCGAGGCAGCCGGGUUCGUGCCAGCCUGCCUGUGGUGCGAUCAACCAACCAGACAAAGGACCGCUCGCUAGGUGUGCUGUACCUGCAGUACAGGGAUGAGACCAAGCAGAUCCACAUGCCUAAUGAGAUAACCAGCAUCGACACAGUCAGAGCUCUAUUUGUUAGAGCCUUCUCACCGCAGCUCACCAUGACAAUGUUUGAGUCCCCUAGCGUCGCCGUCUAUGUCAAAGAUGACAUGAGGAAUAUGUACUACGAGCUUUCUGAUGUCAGGAACAUCACAGACCACUCCUGCCUGAAGGUUUACCACAAAGACCCAGCACAGGCUUUCAGCCAUGGGCCCAGACCUACCAACGGUGAUGCCAGGAUGCACAGUGAGAUGGUGCAUGCUGGCCGUGAUGGUCAGCACCCCCUGAGACAGCCCUCCAUGGGUCCCCCAGCACACCAUCCCAUGCAAGGAACACUGCCCCCCUCUUCCCACUCCAUGCCCCCAUCACCCUCCAGAAUUCCAUUCGGCCCACGGCAGGGCUCUAUGCCUGGCAGUGCCACCAUUCCAAGGGACCGACUGUCUAACUCCAACCCUCCUGCCCGCUCCAUCUCACCCUGUCCCAGCGCCAUCCUGGAGAGACGGGAUGUCAAACCAGAUGAGGACAUGGGUGGGAAAAGCCACAGUCUAGCCAGAGGAAAUGAGGGGUUGUAUGCAGACCCAUACCUUCUCCAAGAGGGAAGAAUAAGCAUGGCAACUGCCCAUGGACCACACCCAAACCCUGGGCUUGAUGGUCCAGAGCAUGGCAUGGGGGGAUUUCACCGUGCCUCUAUCCGCUCCACAAGCUCUUACAGCGGACCCAGCCCUACAGACUCCAUUGAUCACCCUUCCCUGUACAGGCAGAAGUCCAGAAACAGCCAGUUGCCUACUUUGGGCUCCAAGACACCUCCCCCAUCUCCUCAUCGGAUGGCUGAGGUACGGAUGAUUGAUAUCCAUGGCGGGCCUCCCCAUGGUGGACCUCCCCAUGGUGGGCCUCCUCAUGGUGGGUCUCCCCAUGGUGGGCCUCCUCAUGGUGGGCCUCCUCAUGGUAUUCCACCGCAUGGUGUUCCACCUCACGGUGUUCCCAUGGAGAGAAGCUCACCUGUCCGCCAGUCCUUCAGGAAGGAGGAAGUAACAGGGACCAAGCCCCGAAACAACAUGGUAUCACCUGUGGUUUCAGAUAUCCAGGGUCACCUUCAGGGGCCUAUCCCACCUGCCAGUGACCAUCAGACACGUGAGAGACCUCCGAAGACAUCAUCUCCAGCCCACAGUGCACAUAGCUCAGGUGGUUCACCAGUCUUGGCUGCAAAGAAUACUGUAGCCCCAUCAGACAAGAGCUCAGUUCCUCUCAAAGUCAACCUUCUACAGUUCAGGAAGAAUGUUUCUGACCUCAGGAUGCAACUGCAUCAGAUGAGACAGCUGCAGCUCCAGAACCAGGAGGCAUUGCGAGUUCAGCUGAAGCGGGCAGAACAGGAAAUCAGUGUUAAACUUGCAGAGGCAAUGCGUCGUCUGGAGGACCCUGUCCAGAAGCAAAGGGCUUUGGUGGAAGAAGACAGGCACAAGUACUUGGGUCUGGAGGAGCGUGUCCUCACACAACUUGGUGAGCUGGAGCAGUAUGUAGGCGCUCUGCAGAAGGACUCUGCAGCGUCACACAGAGUGGUGACCCUGAAGGACGUGGAAGAGGGAGCAGUGACUCUGAGGAAGGUGGGCGAAUCUCUGGCAGGACUCAAAGGAGAGUUCCCAGCCCUGCAAACCAGGAUGAGGGCUGUGCUCAGGGUGGAAGUGGAAGCCGUCAAGUUUUUGAAGGAGGAGCCCCAUAAACUGGACAGCAUGCUGAAAAGGGUCAAGGGCCUGACUGAUACAUUGAGCAGUCUGAGAAGAUGUGCUACUGAGGGCCCUCAGAAAGGACCUGAUCCUGUGGCUAAUGUCCCAGUAGAUAACAACCCUUCAACAGUAGCAUCAGAGGUCCCUGCUGAAGCUCCCUCAGCAUCAGUCCAACCUGGCUCCACAGCAGACCCACUGGAACCUCAGAGCUCCACUAUCAGAUCAGAGGUGAUGCCUUCCUCACCGGUGGUCAUCCAUCAUGUCCAGAGCUCCCCGGUCCAAAUGCAGCAGUCCCAGCAGUCUGCAGCCUUGACCACUCAGCCCAGUCCUCCGCUCACCCCCAGUCCCACUCACGUUCCCAGUCCCAUCCCAAGCAAGAGUCAAGGCCGGGAAUCUCCCAUGGUGGCAGACUCAAAUCCACCAAGUCCCGGCCGUCAUAAGAAGACACAUGGGAACCCAGUGAAUAAUAGCAACGGCACUGCCAACCAGGUCCUUAUCAUAGAGGAGCUGCAGAACAGUCAGGACAAAUGCAAAAACAGAGCUAUGUCCAUAGAGGCAGCAGAGAAGGAAUGGGAAGAGAGGAGGCAGAAGAUGGGUCAAUAUGACGGAAAAGAGUUUGAUAAGAUCCUCCAGGAGGCCCAGGCCAAUAUGAUGAAGGGCAUUCCCAAUCUAGAUGUGGAAGAGAACCCCGGACUGGUCCUCGCUGCCACUGGAGAACAAGACAUCCAUAGCCCUGUUGAGUCACCAACAGAGCCCCAAAUGGAGUCUCAUUCAGACAAACCAGCCAAGAAGGGGCCUGAGAAACUACCAAAGCCUGUGAUGGAGAAAGCAUCCAAACCUAUGCUGGAGAGACCCUCAAAGACUACCACCAAGUCUGGGCCCACUGACACUUCUACCAAGCAGGGGUCUGACAAGUCCAGCAAGUCCCCACCACCACCUCCUCCGAGAAAGACCUACCCCAGCUCGAGCUCAGGCAUGACAACCACACGAACUGGCGAGGUGGUUUAUACCAGCAGAAAGGAGUCUGUAUCGGCUCAGGAGGGUGAAGAGGAGAGCCCAACUCCUACUCCUCAACCCAAGCCCACAAAGGUUCCACCAGAGACCAAGCCAAAGUCUGUGACCCCUCCUCCUGUCCCUGCGUCCAUCACUGGAGAAGAGGAGGAUGAAGGCGACAAGAUCAUGGCAGAGCUCCAGGUUUUCCAGAAGUGCAAAGUUAAGGAUAUAGGGGUGAAAAAUUUGGUAGAACCCACCACUCGAAUUGAACCGCAAAUCAGAGAACUAAGACCUGGGGCUUUAUUGCCCCUCAAAGAGAAAAAGCAGAGCUCAGAGCCCAGUCGAGAGGAUAAAGAUCCAGACACAGAUGAAAACGGGAAUACUACUGUUCGACAGAGCCAAGGGGUUAUAUACUAUGUGACUGGAAAGAUCCCCAAAGACCAUCCACCCCCAUCUGGAACAGAAGAAACCCUUGAGAACCGAGAGCCCACACAGCCUCCAUCACAGGUGUCAAAUGUCAAUGUUAAUGACAAUUCUCCAAGCCAGCAACAGCAGCAGGAGCAGCAGCCACUGUCACAGCCACCCAAAUCACCUCCACCUAUAAGCCCUCCACCAAUAUCACCUAAGCCUGUUGGACUGAAGGGAUUCAAACUGCCCAAGAAGCCAGUUAAACGCUCGGAAUCCUUGAAGACCAGUGCAGAAAUGGAGAAGGGAAAUAUACUCAACAAAAUUAACACUGAAAAGAAAAGUCAAGUCACUCAGGAGCAUGUAAUACCUGAACCUGUGGCAACCUCAACAGUCAGUACUGUAAAAGAGGGGCCCAACAAUUCUGUUGCGCCACCAAAAAAGGCUCCUAUUGAGGACAGUGAUCUACCUAAAACUAACUGUGAUCAGGGUGAUGAAGAGGCUAGUCUCAGUCCUGACUUACCUGGAGAAGAGGCACCUCCCCCCCCUGACAAUAUAGCCUUUAUGAUCACUAACACCAAGGUUCAGGCCCUGUCUUGUGGUGAGUACCAGGAGCUGGUCAAUGCCAAAAGGGGAAGUGUGCAGACUGUUACUGUAGGUGGUGCCGCUAACCGAGCUAACACCACAUCGGAUCCCACUGCGCCACCAGACAAUGGCUUCCACAAGAAGCCUGUCAUCAUCAUUUUUGAUGAGCCCAUGGACAUCCGUUCAGCUUACAAGCGGCUUUCCACCAUCUUUGAGUGUGAGGAGGAGCUGGAGAGGAUGCUAGCGGAAGAGCGCAUCGAUGAGGAAAGUGAGGAGUCUGACACGGAGAGGAAUGGUUGGAAGCAGGUAAAAGCCGGAGAGACCCAGGUGGUUGAUGGAAAAAAGGUCUGUUCUUCACAGGGCACCGGAGACCACACUAGCUUAUCAUCCUCAUCUUCAUCUUCAAUCUCUGAACUGACAGACAGUGGAAUGAACAUGGAGUCAAAUGGAGAAGCCAAACAGGAUGGUAAGAAGAAGUUCAAGUUUAAGUUCCCCAAGAAACAGCUAGCAGCGCUGACCCAGGCCAUUCGCACAGGCACCAAGUCAGGCAAGAAGACUUUACAGGUGGUAGUCUAUGAAGAUGAGGAGGAAUCCGAUGGUACCAUAAGGCAGCACAAGGAAGCAAAGAGAUUUGAGAUUGUGCGUUCAAAAUCCUUAGCAGACACAUCUAAGUCAACAAGCCCAGCUCCACCGAAGAAGCAGAACCCAGAUUCCCUCGGCAGGACGGAUGAGAUCCGGAAGAACACUUACAAGACACUGGACAGCCUAGAACAGACCAUCAAGCAGUUGGAGACUACUAUAAGUGAAAUGGGACCUUGCUCCUCUGAGGAACCAGUUUGCACAGAGGAGGCAAAAGGAGGGAAUGGGAAAAUAUCAGGAGUGGGGCUGAAGAGGUCUUCCUCUCUUCCUACCUCCAAAGGGUCUGGCCCGAAAGUACCCAGCAAAAAUUCAUUGCAGAAGAAGGCUAAACCUCAACUCCUUCCUCGACCUGUAGUCAUCCCCACCACCACCACCACUGUCCCCAGUGCCCCCAGCACCGUACAACAGAAUACCAGUGUCGCGUCCCCUACUAGUCGGAUGCCCGUCCCUUUGUCUGCGAAGUCCAGGCAGUCGCCGGGUACUACUGACAAAGCAGGAAAACAGCAAAAACUGCAGGACGCUCAGAGGCAGUUCCGACAGGCUAACGGAAGUGCUAAAAGAGUGGGAGGGGAUCAUAAAACUACUUCCCCUACUAUACCCAUCUCUAAAAUCCCUGCUUUUUAUCCUAGCUCUACUAAAGGCAGCUCCCAGUCUGCACAAAGCCCAGAUGCUACUAAUCCCAUUAACCCAGCCUCCUCUUCCUCCUCCUCCUCCUCCUCCUCUAUUACAAAGUCCUCUAUCCUAUCCUCUCACGUUCCUCGAUCCGGUUCCCUGCCCUCCUCCCACAUCCCCUCCCUGUCUAACGGAUCCCUCAAACUCCCUACACCCUCACAGCACACAGGUAAAGCUCUCUCGUUCUCCUCGCAGACUCAGAAUGGUCGAGUGCACUCCUCCUCCUCCUCUUCAUUCUCCUCCUCCUCAUCCUCCUCCUCCUCCCCCUCCCCUCUGUCGCCCACACCUUUGGGCCCAGGUGGAAAGAGCAUCCGCACCAUACACACCCCCAGCUUCACCAGCUACAGGUCCCACAACGGCAGCAGCGGCAAAUCCUGCAUCCCAACAGCCACAACAGCUAAGGACACUGCCUAGCCCCAUUAUCGCCUCUCUGGCUUUACAGCAUAGCAGAUAGACCUGGUGAUGUUUCAUUUUUUAUAUAUAUAGUAUUGGUUUGUUGUUUUUAUUCUGUUUUUUUAAAUUUGUUGUAAAAGUAUUAAGUGAUGCACUCCCCCCAUUCAUGUUUUAUUUGACACUGGCAUUCUCACACCAAUGCUUUUAUCUCUUUGAGUUGCUACUUGGAUUUUGAUUCUUUCUUGAAGGUGCACCAGAUGUUCUGAUAAAAUAUUUUAUAAUGGAACUUAAAAAUAAAUUUAGUUUUGCCACUUUGUAGUUGAAGUGGGAGGCUCUCAUGGUGUUGAAAAUAUAUUUUUCUUGCUGUAGCUAUGAAUAGGGAAUAUAGACUUGAUGUACAAUCACAAAGACCAUGUAAAGAUUGUGUUUUAUUUUUCAAAGCAGAGAUUGAAUAACCAUAGUAUAUUUAAUCUUCUAUAUUUCUUAUGUUGCCAGACAUUCAACACAGCCCUUGUAAAUGCCUUUAUGAAUGUAUACACAAUGUAUACAUUCAUUUUAAAGUUGAUCUCAUUAUUAACUUCUGUUUCUUAAGAGUAUUUUCUCAUAGUUACCCAUAUAAACUGCCAAUUUCUGUUACAGAUAAUGAACAGUGGUAUCAUGAGUAAUACAAAUUUUCAUUUUAGUGUGCCUAUUUGCCAAAGUUGUUGUACAAUGACUCACUUUAGGCCUAACCCAGUCACAAGAUUUAGGGGAAUUUACAUGCACUCUUGUUAUGACCUCAGUGUUUGUACUGAUGGUCUCGGUUCGUUAAGUUAACAUGUCUUGUUGUCUAAAUGUAAACUGUACUAAAAAACAAAGUGAUGAAUCAGUUCUACCACAUGUACAUAGAUGCUUCUACUAAGGAAAUAAGUAGUUUUGUUAACAUACCAAAGUUUAUAUGUAUGCAUGCCUUUCAAAUACUUUAGGAGAGUGGUGUAAAAGAAGAAUUAUGUUUGCACAGAUAGAUUUUGUAAAUAUUUGAUUUUCUUUCAUUUUUUGUAAAGCUUUAAAUCAUACUACAAAUGAGCAAUGUGGUAAAGACGAAACUGUGUUGGAGUAGCAAAAAUAAAGUCUUGCAUGCUUGUAAA